CUCCCCUUUUUUCCCCUCAAGCCGUUUACCCUACAAAACCUGCACCGAGCAUUGUCCACCUCAUACCAGCUGAAGAAACUGUAGAAAGCGCGGAUCCCUGUGGAUACCUUGGACGAAUAAAGUCUGCGAGAUGGCAACUAAAUGCACAGGCUGUGGACCUGGCUACAAAAGCCCACUGGAUGCCAUGAAGGGUCCACGUGAGGAGAUUGUGUACCUGCCCUGCAUUUAUCGCAACACUGGCAUCCAGAAGCCAGACUACCUUGCCACUGUCGACGUGGACCCCAAGUCUCCUACUUAUUGUCAGGUCAUCCACAGACUGCCCAUGCCCAACCUGAAUGACGAGCUACACCACUCUGGUUGGAACGCCUGCAGCAGCUGUUUUGGCGACUCAUCCAAGAAGCGCAACCGACUUAUCCUGCCCUCGCUCAUCUCCUCCCGGGUCUACAUAGUGGACACUGGGACAGACCCCCGCGCUCCACAGAUGCACAAGAUUGUGGAGCCCACAGAUAUCUUCUGGAAGACGGGCCUGGCCAACCCCCACACCACACACUGCCUGGGCAGUGGCCAGAUUAUGAUCAGCAGCUUGGGAGAUCCAUCUGGCAAUGGCAAAGGUGGCUUCAUCUUGCUGGAUGGUAAAACGUUUGAGGUGGUUGGUAACUGGGAGCUGCCUGGUGAGGCGGCACCUUUUGGUUAUGACUUCUGGUACCAGCCCCGACACAACGUCAUGAUGAGCACCGAAUGGGGAGCGCCCAAAGCCCUCGCCUACGGUUUCAACCCGGAACAUGUCAAUGAAGGUCUCUAUGGAUCGAAGAUCCACGUGUGGGACUGGACCACUCACAAACGGCUACAGUCCCUGGACCUGGGGGAGGAGGGCGCCAUUCCUCUGGAGAUCCGCUUCCUCCACGAUCCCGCCGCCACGGAGGGCUACGUCGGCUGUGCGCUCCAAGGAACCGUCUUCCGUUUCUACAGGACCCCAAAAGGAGACUGGGCUGCUGAGAAGGUUAUCCACGUCCCCAGUAAGAAAGUGGAGGGAUGGACUUUGCCAGUGAUGCCAAGUCUGAUCACAGAUAUUCUGAUCUCCCUGGACGACCGCUUCCUAUACUUCAGUAACUGGCUGCAUGGAGACAUACGACAGUAUGACAUCACAAACAGGAGGAACCCACGUCUGGCUGGCCAG
Salvelinus sp. IW2-2015 is the source of this 1177-nucleotide messenger RNA. RefSeq names its product methanethiol oxidase. The record is from RefSeq and is a predicted model, not a curated record. Lineage: Eukaryota; Metazoa; Chordata; Actinopteri; Salmoniformes; Salmonidae. Gene Ontology annotation, molecular function: selenium binding.